This is a messenger RNA of Oryzias melastigma (Indian medaka), 3081 nucleotides long. RefSeq names its product cadherin 27 (gene cdh27). Bases 286 to 2766 code for a protein of 826 amino acids. The transcript is spliced from 17 exons. Gene Ontology annotation, biological process: calcium-dependent cell-cell adhesion; cell-cell junction assembly; multicellular organism development. The record is from RefSeq and is a predicted model, not a curated record. NCBI's taxonomy places the organism in Eukaryota, Metazoa, Chordata, Actinopteri, Beloniformes, Adrianichthyidae. Gene Ontology annotation, cellular component: plasma membrane; adherens junction; catenin complex. Gene Ontology annotation, molecular function: cadherin binding; calcium ion binding.
CCAACAACUAAAAAACUAACAUUUUCUUAUCUCUUAUUUUUGUCAUUUACUAAAGAGUUUUAAGCUUUUUUGCAGUUUGUGUCAGCAGUUUUGCACAUCCGGUUUUCCUGUGAGAUCUUUUUGCUGGCUGAGAACGGCUGCAGGGCGUAAGUUGCUUUCAUCUAUGCGUUUAGGCUGUAACAUUACUUUUUUUAUGCGUGUAGGUGUGGUGAGCAGGGGGCAGGUUAUCUUUGGGAUACAUGCCAGUCCUCACGCAAUCGCAGCUGCAGGUACUGAACAAGCAUCAUGCUCUUCUUUUUCCUCCUGAUAUAUUACUUAUCAAGUCCAGCAUGCUCAGAGGUGCUGAGCCGUGACAGGAGAACUUGGAUCAUCGCCACUUUCGAGAUAGAAGAGGAAUCCCAGGGACCCUUCCCUUAUGAGCUGGGCACGGUAAAUGUUGAACGCAAAUAUCCAGUUUACUUUGAGCUGUAUGGUGAAGGAGUGGACGAGGAGCCGGAGGGAGUGCUCUCUAUCGACAGGAAGACCGGAACAAUAUAUGCCAACAAAGCCGUGGACUAUGAGGCGAGGACACGUCUCAAGCUAAGAUUUGAGGCCACAAAAUCGGACCUAUCAAUCGACACGAAGUUAGGAAUUGAGAUUACAAUCAACGACAUCAAUGACAACCCGCCACGCUUCGACAGAGAUUUGUAUGAAAUCCAAGUGAAUGAGGUCACCACUCAGGGUUCCCAUCUCCUGAGUGUUCAAGCUCAUGACAGAGACCAGAGGGGAUCUCCAAACUCAACUUUCCACUAUGAAAUCCUAUCAGUGACUCCAAAGACUUCAGAUACAGAGUUCUUUAUUUCUGAGCUUGGAGCGAUCUCAUUUAAAGGAUGCUUGAAUCGUGAUGUGUCUGAAAAGUUUACAAUCUUGGUGGAAGCCAAAGAUCAUGGUGAUGUCAUCAGUCUGUCCAGUUCAACAACAGUUGUGAUUCAUGUCCUGGAUGGGAACAACCACCUUCCCAUCAUCAGUGGUCAAACGGGACCAGGCAAGGUGAAGGAAAACGAGUCUGGGAAGUCUCCUCUGCGGCUCCAUGUGACAGAUGAGGACAGUGUGAACAGCAGCGCCUGGAGAGCCAGAUAUACCAUAGACGGCGAUUCGGCGGGUAACUUUCACAUAGAGACGGACCCAGAAACCAAUGAUGGAAUCCUGACAAUAUUGAAGCCUUUAGAUUUUGAAGAAGGACCGCAGAGAGAGGUACACAUCAUUGUGGAAAACCAGGAUCCAUAUUUCCACUGUAAAGUAGAGGAGAAGACACCCUCGGGUCUGUGGAAAGUUGACAUUGGUGAAACUCACGAUCAUGGCGGUGCUGCUUCCAUAAAAGCCAUCAUUGAGGUAGAGGAUACCAAUGACCCCCCAACUUUCAAAGUGGUGGUCAAAAGUGCCAUGCUGGAAGAGAACGUACCAGCUGGAACUUGGGUGGAGAGGAUGGUGGCUGUAGAUCCAGACUCCAUUCAUACAAGAGACUUUGUUUAUGAAAUUGGAAGUGAUCCUGCAGGCUGGCUUACAGUUGAUCCUCACACUGGGGACAUCACCACUAACAUGGUUCCAGACAGAGAAUCUCCUCAUGUCGUUGAUGGCAUUUACACCAUUGUCCUUCUUGCUGUUGAUGAUGAUACCCCACCUUUGACGGGCUCAGCUACGCUGCUCAUCCAUUUAGGUGACCAGAACGACAAUCCUCCUCAGCUAGAACUGAACCAUGUGGAUAUUUGCAUGUCUGACAUCCCCACAACCACCAACAUCACAGCUUUUGACCUGGAUGGAUAUCCCUUUGGAGGUCCUUUCAAGUUUGAACUGUUAGGGAAUGUCCAAGGAAAAUGGAAACUAGAUCCCACAUAUGGGUUGACAGCUGGUUUGGUGAAGGAAGCUGGAGUGUAUGCUGGGAAACACACCAUUGAUUUAAAGAUUUCUGACCUUCAGGAAGUUUCUGCCGUUUAUAACCUCAGCGUGACUGUGUGCGACUGCUUAGUGACCCCCAACUGCCGCAGCAAAAACUCCUCAACCAAAGCUGCAUUUGGCGCAGUGGGCAUCGCAUUGGCCUCGCUGCUUUUGUUUCUAAUUUUGCUGCUCAUGGCGUUCUUUUUCUCCUGCAAAGAAGAAUUCAUUUUUCACUUGGAUUAUCCCUGUGGAGAAACCCUCUUAGCAUCAAACACAGAGAGACCAGGAACAGAUUGCAAGAUGCCUGCAAACAUUGCGACAAUCCAGCACUGCAAAGCAGCUGUUGAGCAGAGUCAGCAAGAUGGGGGCCAAAACGUAUUUUCAGAAAAGGGUACAAGGCAAAGCCUCAACUCAGGACACUAUCGGAGUAACAGCCUGAGAAUCAUCUCACACCCAUCCAGGAACAAAUUUGACCAAAGCCGAAGGUCUUUAAGAGUUCCUCGCCACAAGUACCAGUUUGACGAGACUGGCACCAUGGGUUUCUCUUCAAAUAUAAACUACUUCACCAAUACAGGAACUUUAAGCUUCCUUCACAAGAAGAAGCCCAGCUUUAUGACGGAUGCAGCUCUCCACACCCUGCUCCAACGGAGGCUGUUUUCUCUCCAAGAAUCAGAUGAUUUGCUGGAUUAUGAGCCACGCGUCUACACAGAAGAGGGAGAUGCAAACACCCCAUCAGAGCUGGAAACCAUCAGCAUUCCUGAUGAAAACCCAACCUCUUUUCUGGAGAUGCUCAAUGACUUUGACCCCAGGUUUAAACAGCUAGUUUACAUCUGCAAGCCAGUAAAACAAUGAGUCUCCAUUGACAAGUAUUUUAAUAGAAAUAGCUACUUUUCUCCAUUUAGAUAUCAAAGGAUGAAAAGAAAAAAAAAUACACAAAGGUCCUUCAUGACCACCUGAAUUGUGGAAAUGAACAGAUCCACAAGCAAAAACAAAACAGAAAAAAAAGAAGUUGUUUGCUGAAUUGCAUGAAAGUCUACCUCACAUGCCUACAACAACCACUGACAGUUUUGCUUUUAGUGCAUAUCUACUUCAUUAAAAUAAACUACUCCCUCUUUUUCAUGCAAAGGAUGCAAAGAUUCAAGUUUCUUAAAUGCUAAUGAAAAAAAA